CUUUAACUACAAUAGAGCAGUUCGCAUUUGACUUGGAAACUAUUAAUUUCAACAAUAAAGUGUGUAAAGUGAACAUAUUCAGUGGAAAUGCGUGAAGUCGUGACUGUUGUUUAAUUUGUUUUGUGCAUAUUUUAAAAUGUUUGAUACAGUGUUUUUUCGCCAGUCGUGUAGGAUUAGUAAUCUAUUUCCGUGGUUUUGUUGAUUUGUAAUUGACCUCUGUAGGAUUCAUAUAAACUUAUAAGAAUAGAUUAAAAAAAAAAGUUGUGUUGAUGGCAAAAAUUGCGCGGUGAUGAUAGCCGGUAUACAAACUGUACGAAUCCAAUAAUUAAGAGUCCUCGAAACAAUUAACUGCGAAAACGCAACCACCAGUGGCCGGUUACGCGCAGUGCUCGCAAGAUGGCGCAGGUCGGUGCGAACAUGGAAUACCAAGAGUACAAAUGGGCGUACUCAAUCAUGGACUCAUCCAAGGUGUCAGCAUGUCUAAUCUCGAUGCUGCUGAUCGUGUACGGCAGCUUCCGAUCUCUCAACAUGGAACGUGAGGCGCGCGAGCGUGCCGAGCGCGAGCGAGAGGCCUCGCUGCUGGGUGGCAAGCCCCCUGCCGCCUCCUCCUCGAAUAACAAUGUCCAAACGCUGAACACGAUGCAGGCGCUGUGCUUCCCGCUCGGCUCGUCGGUCGCGCUGCUCAUCAUGUUUUUCUUCUUCGACUCGAUGCAGACUCUCGUCGCGAUAUGCACUGCCAUAAUAGCGUGCGCGGCGCUGGCGUUCCUGCUGACGCCGCUGUGCCAGUACGUGGCGGGCAGCGCGGGGCUGGGGCGCGGCGCGGUGUGCGGGCGGUACUCGGCGCCCGAGCUCGCCGCCGCGCUGCUCGCCGCCGCCAUCGUCGCCGUGUGGGUGCUCACCGGCCACUGGCUGCUCAUGGACGCUAUGGGCAUGGGCCUGUGCGUGACGUUCAUCGCGCUGAUCCGUCUGCCGUCGCUGAAGGUGUCCACGCUGCUGCUCACCGGGCUGCUACUCUACGACGUUUUCUGGGUCUUUUUCUCCUCUUACAUUUUCACCACCAACGUUAUGGUCAAAGUCGCUACUAGGCCGGCAGAGAACCCGAUGAACGUGGUGGCGCGGCGGCUGCAGCUCGGCGGCGCCAUGCGCGACGCUCCCAAGCUGUCGCUCCCCGCCAAGCUCGUGUUCCCCUCCAUGCACCACCAGGGACACUUCUCCAUGCUUGGACUAGGUGAUAUAGUGAUGCCGGGGCUGUUGCUGUGUUUCGUGUUGCGCUACGACGCGUACAAGAAGGCAACGCUGGUGUGCCAAAUGGGACGUCCCGGACCUAGAUCAAUGAGCUCCCGGUUGACGUACUUCCACUGCUCGCUUUUGGGCUACUUCUUGGGGCUGCUGACGGCGACGGUGUCGGCGGAGGUGUUCAAGGCGGCGCAGCCCGCGCUGCUCUACCUCGUGCCCUUCACGCUGCUGCCGCUCCUCACCAUGGCAUACGUCAAGGGUGAUCUCAGAAGGAUGUGGAGCGAGCCGUUCAUCGCGCCGAACGGCAAGAACAGUGCCGACUUCGACGUGUGACUGCGCUUGGCUGCGUCCCCUGCCGCUGCGCAUGCGCACCGCCCCCGCCCCCGCCCCGCCGGCUGAACGCAUCACCACCACGCAGUGUACAGUUACACACGUGCUCCAUACACACACUCGCAGACAACCUAUGCUGAAAUAAAUACACCUGGAAAAUCCAAAGAGAACUCUAUGAAAUCUUACUCCAACUGGUUUGCUUAAAAAGUGCAGUGCUGUUAAAUCCUUGCCACCAGUGCGUUUGAGAAUUUUACCGUGUAUCAUUUAUAGUGUUGCGAGAUAAUUAACGGGCGCGUAACUAACUGUACUUGUGCAUUCGGCGGGAUAUGUGAAUUGAUGUGUUUACGUUAUAAUCUUAAAGACAUAAGAUGUAUGUUUUAGGUUAGAUGAUACGCUUUUGUUUCCUUUACAAAUACAUAAACGGAAUGUUACAUCACAGGGUAACUUGUACAUUGCGUCAAAGUACUGAGAAUGUACAGUAUUGCAACUGACUGUUUACACUUCUCCAUGUUGAAUUUUAUGUCACGAAUUUAUAUUAUUUUUCAUCAUUUUUAUACUCAGCGCAUUUGAGAGAUAGUAGAUGUAAGGAAUAGUACAUUUAUUUUGGUAAUGAAUUUUAACCAUUCUGCCAAAGUUGAUCUAUCGUGUCUGAAAAUACGAAAUAAGAUGAUAUUAUAAAUGUCUGAAUGUUUGUUUAACCACAUUGUUUGUAUAUUGUAGACACAUGCACAUUAUUUCUAGGACUUAUAAUACUGUUAAUUCUCAGUAUAACGAAAUGUAAGUGAAGAAUAUCCGCAGCACGGGCGCGUCACAGCGCACAGGGCGGGCCGCUCCGGCCGUGUGCCGCGCUAGAUACAGGACCAGUGCACAUUGUUUCCUUUUAACAUUAAUAAUUAUGACAGUAGUAUAAUUACUACAUGUAAAAUACUCAGCAAACGCUUUUGAUGAUUUUUUACAAACUUUUUCUACUUUUGUAUUUGUCAUACUUUAGAUUGUCCUCUCGGAUGACUACUUACGUCGUUUUUAAUUGUAACUGUUCAGGCAUGAACUUAUUAUUUUUGUAAGUCUCAAAACAUUAACCCGAGAGGGCGCCACUACUCGUUUUAAUUUUUUACACUAUAUCCCCACAAAAUGAACAAACAAGUAGACUAAGAUCUUUAUGAAUCUCACUUGUGUAUGUGAAUGUUUCGUUAGCCUGUUCAUGAAUAUGUUUCAAUGUGAUGAAAACUUUGUUGUCACUGCCUUAGACUGAUGUUUUCAAUGAAGAUUAUUUCUAUGUGUUGAAUGGAGUAUUAUAGACAAACUGUUAGUCUAAAUAUAUAGGUUAUAAGCUACUAUUGUUGUUAUUAUUAUAACAACUGUAUUGUUGUUGUAAAUUAUUUGAUUGAAUUUAAUGGAAGAUGUUAACAUUCUACAUCAUAAGGAGUAUACUUGGUAUGUAUGUGUGAUUUUUUAUUUUUUAAGUACUUUUUUAACAAUUCAAUUUUUGUAUUUACUUUUGAAUAGAUAAUUUUUUACUAAAAGGUUAUAACUGAUAAGUUAACGCGUUUGAGUAACAUGGAACAGUAUUUUUAUGACAAAAGUGAUGUGAUUUUAUUGAGGCUUAUUUGGCAAAAGUAACACAUGUUUUCAGUUAUGAUUCGCUUGUUGUACUUUCUAAUGAUAAUUAUUGUUUUCUCAGGGAAGUUGUAAAGUGUAUUCAAGAAAUAGUUUUUGUGUAUUUUAUAGAUAUUUAUAUAAAUAGUCACAGAACUCUUUUCCAUUGAUGUACAUACAUUAAAGAUAUUUAAGAUUGAUGUUCCAGUGCGUCAGACCAUCACCAUGUCGAGAAUAUUAUUGUAAAUAAUUAAUGUUCACACAAAUUCAUUACCUAUCAAAAACUGGGAAAAUGCAUUUAAUAUUUUUAUAUGUAUCUGCAGAAACAUGUUACUAAGAAUACUUAAUAAAAAUAUUAGAUGGAA
This is a messenger RNA of Manduca sexta (tobacco hornworm), 3527 nucleotides long. Its product is annotated as signal peptide peptidase-like 3. Gene Ontology annotation, cellular component: cytoplasmic side of endoplasmic reticulum membrane; lumenal side of endoplasmic reticulum membrane; Golgi-associated vesicle membrane. Gene Ontology annotation, molecular function: aspartic endopeptidase activity, intramembrane cleaving. The record is from RefSeq and is a predicted model, not a curated record. Gene Ontology annotation, biological process: membrane protein proteolysis. NCBI's taxonomy places the organism in Eukaryota, Metazoa, Arthropoda, Insecta, Lepidoptera, Sphingidae.